AUGUCUGAACGCUCUAGUAAGAACAACUAUCUGGCGCCGGUGGAGAGCCAUGCCCAGGAAUUAGAAGUGCAGGUUGAUGAGAGAAUAGGAUGCAGCUGCGUAGGCAGGAAUCACUGGAAACAACCCGCAGCUGCACAGGAGAGGCAGAUCCUGAGCACGCCCCCCGAUCCACUCCAGACACACACCGGCAGACGCACCCACAUAAUGGGGACAAACACACAUACAGAUACAACAGACAAAGAGGAGACAAAACAAGGAGGAAGGGAAACAGAAAAGGGAGAGACAAGCUGCCCACAUAACACAAAGUCAAUACUUUGUAGAGCAACCUUUUACAGCAAUUACAUCUGCAAGUCUUUUGGGGUAUGUGUCUGUAAGCUUGGCACAUCUAGCCACUGGUGGUGUUCUCGGGGUGAUGAGAGGUGUUGGGUUUGCGCCAGACAUAGCGUUUUCCUUGAUGGCCAAAAAGUUCAAUUUUAGUCUCAUCUGACCAGAGUACCUUCUUCCAUAUGUUUGGGGAGUCUCCCACAUGACUUAUGGCGAACACCCAACAUGUUUGCUUAUUUUUUUCUUUAAGCAAUGGCUUUUUUCUGGCCACUCUUCCAUAAAGCCCAGCUCUGUGGAGAAUACGUCUUAAAGUGGUCAUAUGGUCAGAUACUCCAAUCUCCGCUGGGGAGCUUUGCAGCACCUUCAGGGUUAUCUUUGGUCUCUUUGUUGCCUCUCUGAUUAAUGCCCUCCUUGCCUGCUCUGUGAGUUUUGGUGGGCGGCCCUCUCUUGGAAGAUUUGUUGUGGUGCCAUAUUCUUUCCAUUUUUUAAUAAUGGAUUUAAUGGUGCUCCGUGGGAUGUUCAAAGUUUCUGAUAUUUUUUUAGAACCCAACCCUGAUCUGUACUUCUCCACAACUUUGUCCCUGACCUGUUUAAAGAGCUCCUUGGUCUUCAUGGUGCCACUUGCUUGGUGGUGCCCCUUGCUUAGUGGUGUUGCAGACUCUGGGGCCUUUCAGAACAGGUGUAUACAUACUGGUGGACUUUAUUUAACUAACUAUGUGACUUCUGAAGACAAUUGGUUGUACCAGAUCAUAUUUAGGGGCUUCAUAGCAAAGGGGGUGAAUACAUAUGCACGCACCACUUUUCCGUUAUUGAUAUAUAUUUUUUUGUACGUAAUUUUUUUCAUUUCACUUCACCAGGUUGUAAUGCAACAAAAUAGGAAAAACGCCAAGGGGGAUGAAUACUUUUGCAAGACACUGUAUUUGGUACUGACCUUCUCAGGGAUGGAGUAGGCCACAGUGAUAUCUUUGGGAGGUCAGGGACAGGGCCUAAGGCUGCCUUGAGCUCCUCAUCAGUCACCUCCGACACCAGCUCAAAACCUGACAGAGCAACAACAUACAGUGCAUUCGGAAAGUAUUCAGACACCUUGAAUUGUUCCACAUUUGGUUACGUUACAGCUUUAUUCUAAAAUUUAUUAAAUUACUUUUUUUCCUCAUCAAUCUACCUACAAUAUCCCAUAAUGACAAAGCGAAAACAGGUUUUUAGAAAUGUUAGCAAAUGCAUAUAAUUCAAAACACAAAUAACUUAUUUACAUAAAUAUUCAGACCCUUUUCCAUGAGACUCGAAAUUGAGCUCAGGUUUAUCCUGUUUGCAUUGAUCAUCCUUGAGAUGUUUCUACAACUUGAUUGGAGUCCACCUGAGUCUCUCCAGAGAUAUUCGAUUGGGUUCAAAUCCAGGCUCUGGCUGGACCACUCAAGGACAUUCAGAGACUUGUACUGAAGCCACUCCUGCGUUGUCUUGGCUGUGUGCUUAGGGUUGUUGUCCAGUUGGAAGGUGAACCUUUGCCCCCAGUCUGAGGUACCUUUGUAUGCCUCCUCGUCUGUAUACCUGCAGACACAAAAGUGAGCAGUUCAGUCAUCUGCACCCAAUACAGCUAGCCUUCAACAUAUUAUUAUAGCCUACAUAUUAUUAUCUCUUUGUUUAUUGAUAUCCAUUGAAUUGUGUCCAUUUUCUGUUUUAGAAAGAUUUGCACAAAUAUGAAAAGAUAGAUGGUAUCAUCAUAAAACAAUAUCAAUUUAGAUCAUACAAGGGCCAAACCUUACCUUUAAUUUAGAUCAUACAAGGGCCAAACCUUACCUUUAAUUUAGGAAAUCCUUAAAUGUUUCAGUUAAGUGCCUGCAUCUGCUGUUCUUUCAAAUUAAAAUCAAAACGUUUCAGUUGGGCAGUUAGGUUCUUAAGAACCUUUUGGGGGCAAUUUUCAGUACCAAGAACCCAAAGGUUAUUUGAAGAACUUUGAUGAUCUUAGAAGAUCCCUUGUUCAACCCCUAAUUUUUAGAGUGUAGGAGUUUACCUCAUAUUUUGAUCUUUUUAUUCUGAUUUGCCACUAAUAUAAUAAACACUGACAACUAAAAUACUGUGUUAUUUUUAUGCGUAUUAUUAGGGUAGUUCAAAAAUUAACCCCAAAAGGUUAUUCAAAAGGUUAUUCGAAAAUCCAUUAAAAGGGGUUCUUUGAAGAACAUGUAGGGCUUCCCCCACAAUUUCAUCCAGGAACCUUUACUUUUUAUAGUGUAGAUUGGAAAUACACCCAUUUUGUUAGGGUCCUUCCACCUCCAGCCCUCCAAAUUGUGCUGGAUCAGUCUGUGCUGUGUCCCUCUUUUUUACUGGUGUAACUUCCAGUAAAGGAGGUGUACUACUCCCCUCCAUACCUGCUUUAUCAUAUGAGCCCAGACAUACAGGCAUUCCAACUGACAUUCGGAAGGAAUUGCAUGUAGGCCAAAGAAAAUUACGACUCACUCUUUCACUUUUGUUACCGUCAUACGCUAAUCGAGGCAGAACAUAAAUAUCUCUACCUGUGAUAAUAGAACCAAAGAAAACAGCAGAAGGUCUGCCAAGUGAUUAGGCACACAAUGGUAUCUUGGUUUCCCUGGGAAAAUCUCUCAUCACACGGUGCCAAAAAAGAGUCAAGUCAACACUCCCUUUUAACCUUUUGGGUCACCAGAAAAUACAUUGAGGCCAUUAAGUUAAGUGAUUUUUUUAAUGUACAAGUAUAUUGGCUGCAUGAGGGGGCUUUGGGGUUUCAAUGGGUGGUGGUUUGAGGAUAGCGACAGUGAAGUCUUGAUGGGGAUGAGUUCACAUAGCGAGGCAUGUGGAUCAUUCAUCAUGUCGUCUUGUGGGUCCACCGUGUAUGAAUGAGUUGCUAUUGAGAAGAAACAGUAACCUAUAGUUUGCCUGUAUAGCUCCAAGGAGAAGUCUCAUUAUUAUUAAAAGACACACCUGUUAUAAACGCAUUCCUAAAUACAUAAUCAGGACCAGUGGUGGAAAAACUACCCAAUUUUCAUCCUUGAAUAAAAGUAAAGAUACCUUAAUAAAAAAUGACUCAAGUAAAAGUGAAGGUCACGGAGUAAAAUACUACCUGAGUAAAAGUCCAAAAGUCUUUGGUUUUAAAUAUACUUAAGUAUCAAAAGUAUAUGUAAUUGCUCAAAAAUACUUAAGUAUCAAAAGUAAAAGUAUAAAUAAUUUCACAUUCCUUAUAUUAAACAACCCAGACGGCACAAUUAUUUGUGCGCAUUGCCAGGGGCACACUCCAACACUCUGACAUAAUUUACAAGCAAAGCGUUUGUGUAGGGACGACCAGGGAUGUUCUCUUUAUAAGAGUGUAAAUUUGACCAUUUUCCUGUUCUGCUAAGCAUUCAAAGUGUAAUGAGUACUUUUGGGUGUCAGGGAAAAUGUAUGGAGUAAAAAGUACAUUAUUUUCUUUAAGAAUGUAGUUGAGUAAAAGUAACAGUUGUCAAAAAUAUAAAUAGUAAUGUAAUGUACAGAUACCCAAAAAACCUACUUAAGAAGUACUUUAAUGUAUUUUUACUGAAGUACUUUAAAACACUGAUGAGGACAAUGACAGCAGGAUUUGAUCAUUUAUUUUCAAUUCCAUUAUGUUGGGGAUUAUGUUAUGGGAGUGCACUGAUUCACAUAACGUGAUGGGAUGCGCCCCAAAUGGCACCCAUAGGUGCUAUUUCGGAAAGACCCAUGAACUGAACUGAUUCCCUCCACUCCCUGUGUACACAGGUGCACUCUCUAGAGGCAGCCAAUAGCAAGUUGGAGCUGCAGAUCAAAGAGUUCUACGAGAUGAGAUCACCGACUCACAAGAAGGACCUCAGUGGGUUCUAUGCCACCAUCGCAGACAUCCGCAACAAGGUACUUCUGGGUAAUGUAGUUUUAAUGUAGCAACCCACUGGGCACACACUGGUUGAAUCAACAUUGUUUCCAAAUUUUAGCAAAUGUAUAUAAAAAAAACGGAAAUAUCACAUUUACAUAAGUAUUCAGACCCUUUACUCAGUACUUUGUUGAAGCACUUUUGGCAGCGAUUACAGCCUCAGUCUUCUUGGGUAUGACGCUACAAGCUUGGCACACCUGUAUUUGGGGAGUUUCUCCCACUCCUCGCUGCAGAUCCUCAUAAGAUCUGUCAGGUUGGAUGGGGAGCGUUGCUGCACAGCUAUUUUCAGGUCUCUCCAGAGAUGUUCGAUCGGGUUCAAGUCCGGGCUCUGGCUGGGCCACUCAAGGACAUUCUGAGACUUGUCCCGAAGCCAGUCCUGCAUUGUCUUGGCUGUGUGCUUAGGGUCGUUGUCCUGUUGGAAGGUGAACCUUCGACCCAGUCUGAGGUCCUGAGCAGGUUUUCAUCAAGGAUCUCUCUGUACUUUCCUCCGUUCAUCUUUGCCUCGAUCCUGACUAGUCUCCCAGUCCUUGCCGCUGAAAAACAUCCCCACAGCAUGAUGCUGCCACCACCAUGCUUUAACGUAGGGAUGGUGCCAGGUUUCCUCCAGACGUGACGCUUGGCAUUCAGGCCAAAGAGUUCAAUCUUGGGUUCAUCAGACCAGAGAAUCUUGUUUCUCAUGGUCUGAGUGUCUUUACGUGCCUUUUGGCAAACUCCAAGCGGGCUGUCAUGUGGCUUUUACUGAGGAGUGGCUUCCGUCUGGCCACUGUACCAUAAAGGCCUGGUUGGUGGAGUGCUGCAGAGAUGGUUGUUCUUCUGGAAGGUUCUCCCAUCUCCACAGAGGAACUCUAAAGCUCUGUCAGAGUGACCAUCGGGUUCUUGGUCACCUCCCUGACCAAGGCCCUUCUCCCCCGAUUGCUCAGUUUGGCCAGGUGGUCAGCUCUAGGAAGAGUGUUUACAAACUUAUUCCACUUAAGAAUGAUGGAGGCCACUCUGUUCUUGGGGACCUUCAAUGCUGCAGACAUCUUUUGAUACCCUUCCCCAGAUUUUUGCCUCAACACAAUCCUGUCUCAGAGCUCUACGGACAAUUUCUUCGACAUCAGGGCUUGGUUUUUGCUCUGACAUGCACUGUCAACUGUGGGACCUCAUAUAUAGACAGGUGUGGGCCUUUCCAAAUCAUGUCCAAUCAAUUAUUUUACCACAGGUGGACUCCAAUCAAGUUGUAGAAACAUUUCAAGGAAGAUCAAUGUAAACAGAAUACACCUGAGCUCAAUUUCGAGUCUCAUAGCAAAGGGUCUGAAUACUUAUGCAAAUAAGGUAUUUCUGUAUUUGUUUUUAAUAGAUGUGCAAAAAUGUAAAAAAUCCUGUUUUAGCUUUGUAAUUAUGGGGUAUUGUGUGUAGAUUGCUGAGGAUUUUUUAUUUAUUAAAUCCAUUUUAGAAUAAGGCUGUAACAUAACAAAAUGUGGAAAAAGUCAAGGGGUCUGAAUACUUUCCUCUAAUCUAAGUGAUAGAUUAGAGGAGUAAUUCCUAUUGUCUCAGUAUUUAUCUUGUUGAUCGUUGAAGAACUGUGCCCUGUUGUAUAUGAAUGAACAAUAGAUAUGACCCAGAUCUGCUGAUCUAAACACAUUAUAUCCCAUACAUAGUUGACACUGUUAUUACAUUCCAUUGACUGUGGCUGUCCUCCUGUUCCUAGAUCCAUGCCAGGUCUAUGGAGAACUCUCAGAUGAUCCUGUGUGUGGAUAAAGCCAGACUUGCAGCUGAUGACUUCAAGAUGAAGUAGGUGCACUUCCUCUCUGUACUGUACACAGCUUCUGUGAGUGUACUGUUUCUGUUUGUAGCUCUUGGCCUAUAGGUUCGAGAUUGAGUACAUCCAAUCCUCCCAGAUCUACAGAAAUGCUUAUGGGGGUAGGCAGGCGCUAUGGAUCAGUAUACUGUUGGGCAAUUUGUAUCUUGGUUUGUUGUGAGAAGGAACUAAUCAAGCUCUCUCCUCUCCUCAACCCGUAUAGGUUAGAGAAGGAGGCUAAAAUGCGUAUGAUGACGGAAGGGGAUGUGGCUCGUCUGAGAGGAGUCCUAGACAGCUUUACGCAUGCCAGAGGAGACCUUGAGAUGCAGAUUGAGGGGCUGAAGGAGGAGCUGGUCUACCUCAGGAAGAACCAUGAGGAGGUAACCUCCUCAAUUCUCCUCACACACUCAAGUCUUAACGCUUGUGCUGUUGGCUGAAGUGUCAAUGUGCCAGGACAGCCACGUGUUUUUUUCAUUUGGACACCCCGGCUCCCCCUGUAAUUUUUGGAAUGUUUUUGCACUUGAAUGUAUUUAUUAAUUCUCAGUGGGUUUGAGACCUUUCCAUGUUUGGCCACAAGGGGGCAAAACUCACCCACAACAAAUCUAGGGCAACUUCACUGUUAUUAGUACUCAAAUAUACAGUAACUCAUUGUUUUCACAUACUUUUAGCCUUCCCUGUAUAUAAGUAAACUACAAAUCCCAGGUAUUAUGACUGUCACACCCUGGCUCUGGGACUCUAUAUGUUGAGCCAGGGUGUGUUCAUUCAUUGUGUUCUGUUUCUUUGUUUUGGUGUUCUAGGUUGUCUGUUUCUAUGUUUGGCUGAAUGACUCCCAAUCAGAGGCAACGAGUGUCAGCUGUGUGCUGGUUGUCUCUGAUUGGGAGCCAUAUUUAACUGUCUGUGUUUCACUUUGUGUUUGUGGGUUUUUGUUCCUUUACGGUCAUUGUUACUGUGGACUUCACGAGUCGUCUAUUGUUUUGGUUUUUGCACUUUAAUAUAAUAAAGUCAAUCAUGUUCGCUCAACACGCUGCGUAUUGGUCUACUUCGCUACAAGACGAUCGUGACAGAAAAACCCACCAUACAAUGACCAAGCAGCGUGUCCAGGAGCAGGCAGACUGGACAUGGGAGGAUCGCUGGCCAUGGAGUGAGACUGACGAGAGGCAACCCCAAAAACAUUUUAGGGGGGGGCACAGGGCAUGGACGACGGGGCUGACGGAGGCAGAGAAGGGGCGUAUUCAAAAGGCCACCAGGUUACGGGGGCUACUGGUCAAAGUAGGGAAAGGAGGUUUAGAGGCACGGCGAGAGGUACUGGGGUGUGUUACCAGUCCGGUCCGGCCCGUUCCAGUUCCCGGGGUAGAGCCAGUGGUGUGUGUCCCUAGUACGGUCCGGCCUGUUACGGCCUCUCGCACCAAAUGGACGGUGCGCGUCACCAGCCCGGUCCGGCCUGUUCCUGCCUCUCGCACCAAGCCUAGGGUGUGCGUAGCCAGCCCGGUCCGGCCUGUUCCUGCCACCCGCACCAAACCUACGGUGUGCGUCGCCAGCCCAGCCCGGCCUGUCCCUGCUCCACGCACCAAGCCUACGGGGUGCGUCGCCAGCCCAGCCCGGCCUGUCCCUGCUCCACACACCAAACCUACGGUGUGCGUCGCCAGCCCGGCCCGGCCUGUUCCUGCCACUCGCACCAAACCUACGGUGCGCGUCGCCGGCCCGGCCUGUUCCUGCCACUCGCACCAAGCCAGGGGUGCGAGUCGCCAUCCCGGCCCGGUCUGUUCCUGCCACUCGCACCAAGCCAGGGGUGCGAGUCACCAGCCUGGUCCAGCCUGUUCCUGCCACUCGCACCAAGCCAGGGGUGCGAGUCGUCAGCCUGGUCCAGAACGUUCCUGCUACUCGCACCAAGCCAGGGGUGCGAGUCGUCAGCCUGGUCCAGCCCGUUCCUGCUACUCGCACCAAGCCAGGGGUGCGAGUCGUCAGCCUGGUUCAGCCCGUUCCUGCUACUCGCACCAAGCCCGGGGUGCGAGUCGUCAGCCUGGUAAGACCGGUCAGUUGCUCCACAACGGAGCGUAAGCAAUCCGCUCCGUCAAUGUCCAGUCCAGAUCCAGCCAGCGGGGUCAGACCGGACCAGGGGCGCUACGGGGGAGUUAUGGAGGGGUGGUGGUCAAGGCCGGAGCCGGAGCCGCCUCCGAGGAGGAAUGCCCACCCAGCCCUCCCCUGUUUGGGGUUUUGUUAAGACGCGGUCGCAGUCCGCGCCUUUAGGGGGGGGUACUGUCACACCCUGGCUCUGGGACUCUAUAUGUUGAGCCAGGGUGUGUUCAUUCAUUGUGUUCUGUUUCUUUGUUUGGGUGUUCUAGGUUGUCUGUUUCUAUGUUUGGCUGAAUGACUCCCAAUCAGAGGCAACGAGUGUCAGCUGUGUGCUGGUUGUCUCUGAUUGGGAGCCAUAUUUAACUGUCUGUGUUUCACUUUGUGUUUGUGGGUUUUUGUUCCUUUACGGUCAUUGUUACUGUGGACUUCACGAGUCGUCUAUUGUUUUGGUUUUUGCACUUUAAUAUAAUAAAGUCAAUCAUGUUCGCUCAACACGCUGCGUAUUGGUCUACUUCGCUACAAGACGAUCGUGACAAUGACACAAUUUGUCCCCCUUUUCCUGUUGUUAGGAGAUGCAUUUGAUGCGGACACAGCAGUGUGGUGCUGUGAAUGUGGAGAUGGACUGUUCUUCCUCAGUGGACAUGAGCAAGCUGCUGGAGGAGAUGAGGACCCAGUAUGAGGGCAUGGUGGAGAAGAACCAGAUCACCACCAGCCCCAUAGAGGUGAAAACGUCUCAGUCUCAGGUGACCGACCUGAAGAGGACCUUCCAGAGCCUGGAGAUUGAACUGCAUGGCCUGCUCACUCAGGUAUGAUGUCAAACCAUCUUAGUGAAUCAGCAUCCCUAAACAUAUAGCAUUCGUCUUUACCCUAUCUCUGUUCCUAAAAUAUGGAAUUCCUUUAUGUCGUAAAGGAACAUUACACUCCAAAAUCAAAGUUUGUUAAAUGUUUUCAGACCUCCACUGUGGUGUAAUGUCAAGGUGUUCUAACUUCUUUAUGCGCACCAAUCUAACUAUCUCUACCCUUCUUCAUCUCCCUGUUCAUCAAUUUCUACUACCCUCUCCUUUCUUCCUUCUCCAUCUUCUUCAUCCCUUACAAACAUAAACACAUUCCUAGAAGGGGUACCUGGAGCAGAGUGUCACUGAUAUAAAUGGCCGCUACGGCUCCCAGCUGAGCCAGCUGCAGGUUCAUAUCAACAGCAUGGAGGAGGAGCUGCAGCAGCUCAAUGUCAGCAUCCAGCCGCAGGCCCCCGAGUACCAGAUCCUCCUGGACAUCAAGAUGAGGCUGGAGAUGGAGAUCGCUGAGUACAGGAGGCUGCUGGAUGGAGAGGGACUCAGGUGAGAGGGGAUAAUGGAGGGGCAGGAAACAGAGGGAGGGGGAAGGGAUGGGGGGGGGGGGGGAGAUGACAGCUGCUUAUUGGAACCUCAUUGCAAACUAGAAGAUCAAGAUGUGUGUUGGUGAGUUUAGCUGUCCGUAAGCUGUCCCUGUGUAUCUACCAGUAGGCAUGUGGAGACCCGACAGUAGGUCAGGAAAGUGAUCAUGGUUGAGAAGGUCCAGGAAGUACAACAUGUCCAGGAAGUGGUGGAAGGUGAGCAAGCAGGAGAAUAAUUAAUCAAAUGAAUGAAUCAGUGAGAGAAUCAAGUGUUGUUACCCAUCAUACGCACAAUUAAUUAAUUAAUGAUUUCCUGUUUUGUGUCUCUUUCCACAGAGUACAACCCACACAUGCAGAAGCGUGUGUCCACCUCAGUUGAUGAGAAGGUCCAGGAUAUAAACUGA
Molecule: messenger RNA, 9818 nt
Organism: Coregonus sp. 'balchen'
Lineage: Eukaryota; Metazoa; Chordata; Actinopteri; Salmoniformes; Salmonidae
Source: the annotation of a GenBank genome assembly